This is a messenger RNA of Nerophis lumbriciformis (worm pipefish), 2296 nucleotides long. RefSeq names its product prostaglandin E receptor 4 (subtype EP4) a (gene ptger4a). Gene Ontology annotation, molecular function: prostaglandin E receptor activity. Gene Ontology annotation, biological process: negative regulation of inflammatory response; inflammatory response; adenylate cyclase-activating G protein-coupled receptor signaling pathway. The record is from RefSeq and is a predicted model, not a curated record. Gene Ontology annotation, cellular component: plasma membrane. NCBI's taxonomy places the organism in Eukaryota, Metazoa, Chordata, Actinopteri, Syngnathiformes, Syngnathidae.
UCUUCUCUCAGUCCUGCUCCUUCACACGACGCAUGUUCUCUGCUCUCCGUGCAACUUUUUCCUAACAAAGAUGUUCUCCUACAGGCGAGACGAUCUUCCACUCCAGCAGUGGAGGUGCUGGCGUGUAGAUGAAGUCCACGUCCAGUGAGGUCCAAGACUAUGGGCGAGCAGUCCAUGACGGGCCGAACCAUGAUCCCCACCAUCCCGUCCAUCAUGUUUAUGUUCGGGGUGGUGGGCAACGUCAUCGCCAUCGUGGUGCUGUGCAAGUCCCGCAAGGAGCAGAAGGAGACCACCUUCUACACGCUGGUGUGCGGGCUGGCUGUCACCGACCUGCUGGGCACCCUGCUGGCCAGCCCAGUCACCAUCGCCACCUACGUGAAGGGCUCUUGGCCCGCAGGGGAGCCUCUGUGCCAGUACUUCGGCUUCACCAUGAUCUUCUUCUCCCUGGCCGGCCUCAGCAUCAUCUGCGCCAUGUCCGUGGAGAGAUACAUCGCCAUCAACCAUGCCUAUUUCUACAACGACUACGUGGACCAGAGGCUGGCCGGGCUUACGCUGCUCGCCAUCUACGUGUCCAACGCGCUCUUCUGCGCGCUGCCCGUGGUCGGCUUCGGCAGAGUCCAGAAGCAGUACCCGCAGACCUGGUGCUUCCUGGAGUGGCGGAGCAACACGACGAGCGACGCGGCGUUCAACUUCAUGUACGCCGGAUUCAGCUCGGUGCUCAUACUGGCCACGGUGCUGUGCAACGUGCUGGUGUGCGUCGCACUCAUACGCAUGCACCGGCGCUACGUGCGCAGGACGUCGCUGGGAACUGACCUUGGACGCGACGUGGAUCCGCGCAAGAGGGGGCGCAGUUUCCGCCGUCUGGCCGGGGCUGAGAUCCAGAUGGUCAUCCUGCUCAUAGGAACCUCGGCGGUGGUGCUCAUCUGCUCCAUUCCACUGGUUGCUCAGGUGUUUUUGAACCAGCUUUACAAGCCUCCAGUAGAACUGCGCCUGGACAUUAACCCCGACCUGACGGCCAUUCGCUUCGCCUCCUUUAACCCCAUCCUUGACCCCUGGAUCUACAUCCUACUGCGCAAGGCCGUCUUCCUCCAGCUGGUGGAGAACAUCAAAUGUCUAUUCUGCAAGGUGGGCGCCAGGAGCGGGCAGCAGACCAACGGAAGCUUGCCCUGCAAGGACGUCGCUCCUCCCUGCUCCUCGGUCAUCUCCAAGCCAGACUCAAACUCGCUGGCGUCCAGUGAACUUCGGGAUAUCGCCUCCCAGACUUUCUUGCACUUCCCCCAGGUGAAGGAGGUACACAAAGAGGAGAAGCUUGUGUGGUCUUCAUCGUGGAGACACUUGCAGGUGACCAAGACUUGUAAGCAGGACAGGGAGGGGGCCCAUGUGUUCAAGGACCCCCACGCCUCCCCGGUAAAGGACCCCGCUUUACAGGUGUCGCUCAGCACUGAGACAAUGCAGGAGAAAUGCAUCUGACUUAACCCACCCAAUAUUUAGGAGCAAGUUCAAAACAGGAACUGUCAAUCAGUCAAGGAAAACAACGCUGACAAUGAACAUUUUAGCACUGUUGGCUGCAGCAAGAAAGUCCAGGAUGUUGAACUUCCCAACAUAAAGGGUCUUAAAGGGUUAAACCAACUCAAACACUUUGAAGUACAUCCGGAAUUUUUACUACAGAAAAGACAAAUAAUCAACUCAAAUACAGAGUAUAGACCAGGGGUGUCCAAACAUUUUCCACUGAGGCUACUCAAUGCCAUUUUGAUAUUGUUCAUUUUCAAAAUCAAUACAAUAUAUAGAUUUUCUUUAACCUUUAAGUCCCCCCUCAAGAUUGGUCCCAGGAACCCAGAAGGGUUAUGAGUGGGGCCAUUCUGCUUUUGGAUCUCCAAUAAUUUUUUAAUGAGAUUAGUUUUUUUAAACGGUCAUUACUCAAAAAAUAAUCAAUUAUUGACCUAUUUAAGACUCCAGUUACUUCACAUCAAACAUUCCACUUUGAGAGUUUUUUUUAUGGGGAAAUAUUUCAUAUUCUGUGUUUUUUGCCAUAAAAAACUGUGUUUUCUUUAACAAGAAAAGGGCAUAAAACAUAGAAAAGAAAAAAGAAAAAGAAAACUUUAUGUCAACAGAUGUGAAAUUGAGGUAGAGAUUUAAACGUUAGAAAAAACAACAACACAUGAUCUGUUUUUAAAGUAAUACAUUUUUUUUCUUGUUUUACUUUCAACGCUUAUCUCUAGAGCAGGGGUCCCCAAACUUUUUGACUCAGGGGCCGCAUCGGGUUAAAAAGAUUUGGCCGGGGGCCGGGCUGUGUAUG